Populus trichocarpa (black cottonwood) is the source of this 718-nucleotide messenger RNA. Its product is annotated as eukaryotic translation initiation factor 1A. Gene Ontology annotation, biological process: translational initiation. The transcript is spliced from 2 exons. Gene Ontology annotation, cellular component: cytoplasm. Gene Ontology annotation, molecular function: RNA binding; translation initiation factor activity. NCBI's taxonomy places the organism in Eukaryota, Viridiplantae, Streptophyta, Magnoliopsida, Malpighiales, Salicaceae. The record is from RefSeq and is a predicted model, not a curated record. Bases 135 to 572 code for a protein of 145 amino acids.
GUUUAAUCGAACCGACAUCAAAUUGGUACAUAAUAAACAAAGAGAGAAUCAAUCCACUGAUUGUUCUCUUUUCUCUCUCUUUCAAGCUUCUUCGCUCGUCUUCACCUUAGCACCACCGCGCAGAAACAGAAACCAUGCCGAAGAACAAGGGAAAGGGAGGAAAGAAUAGGAAGAGAGGAAAGAACGAAGCCGAUGACGAGAAGCGUGAGCUUAUUUUCAAGGAAGAUGGGCAGGAGUAUGCCCAAGUGCUUCGCAUGCUCGGGAAUGGUCGUUGCGAAGCCACGUGUAUUGAUGGGACCAAGCGUCUUUGCCAUAUUCGAGGAAAGAUGCACAAGAAGGUCUGGAUUGCUGCUGGUGAUAUAAUUCUCGUUGGCCUCCGUGACUAUCAGGAUGACAAGGCUGACGUUAUAUUGAAGUAUAUGCCUGAUGAAGCUAGGCUGCUGAAGGCGUAUGGUGAGCUUCCUGAGAAUACGCGUCUCAAUGAAGGUAUUGCUGGGGGUCUUGAUGAGGAAGAUGAUGGUGCUGGUGAUGAUUACAUUGAGUUUGAGGAUGAAGAUAUCGACAAGAUCUAGUUUUUUUUUUUUGCUUUUUUAUAUUUAGUGCUAAAAUGAGUGACAGCUGAGUGAUGAUAAUGAAUGCUAGAACAAGGUAUGUGCAUUAUAAACCUGAAUCUGAGAUGUUAACUUGUUAUAUUUUUUAUGUAAUGGCUAUUUGUAUC